AGAGCGGGGUCCCAGCCCCCUGGUCCUGCCGGGGGCUUUCUUCUUUUAUUCUAGAGCCCUCGGCGCCCGGCUGCGCGCAGCUUUCCCAUUUGUAGGUGAAACCCUAUUGGCUUCCCAGGCUCCUGGAUUUAAACCACGCCCGGCUUUCCGUCCGCUCGCUGCCUGGGGGCCAGGUCGUCCGGCAGCCCCAGCCCAGCCCGGAGGGAGCCGGGGCGGCGGCGGUGCUAUUGUGUGCAUGCCGCGCGGGUCUUCUUCUCUCCUGGUCCAGAGAUGGCGAACCGGGGCCCGAGCUACGGCUUAAGCCGCGAGGUGCAGGAGAAGAUCGAGCAGAAGUAUGACGCAGACCUGGAGAACAAGCUGGUGGACUGGAUCAUCCUGCAGUGCGCCGAGGACAUAGAGCACCCACCCCCGGGCAGGGCCCAGUUUCAGAAAUGGUUGAUGGACGGGACGGUCCUGUGUAAACUGAUUAACAGUUUAUACCCACCAGGCCAAGAGCCCAUCCCAAAGAUCUCCGAGUCAAAGAUGGCUUUUAAGCAGAUGGAGCAAAUCUCUCAGUUCCUCAAAGCUGCGGAGAUCUAUGGCGUCAGGACCACAGACAUUUUUCAGACGGUGGAUCUAUGGGAAGGGAAGGAUAUGGCGGCUGUGCAGAGGACCCUGAUGGCCCUUGGGAGUGUCGCGGUCACCAAGGAUGAUGGCUGCUAUCGAGGAGAGCCCUCCUGGUUCCACAGGAAAGCCCAGCAGAACCGGAGAGGCUUUUCGGAAGAGCAGCUUCGCCAGGGACAGAACGUCAUAGGCCUUCAGAUGGGCAGCAACAAGGGAGCGUCCCAGGCGGGCAUGACCGGGUACGGGACGCCCAGGCAGAUCCUGUGAGACGCCGAGUCCCGCUCCUGUCGAGGGGACGAAUGUUCCGCACCAUGGUCUCCAUGGAAACGAAAUAGUUAGCCACCUCUGCCCUUCUCCUCUUUCUCCAAGCCUCCUGUCCUUGGUAUUUGCAAGUGCUGCUGCAUUUCCCCUGAAACUCCACGUUGCCUACUGCUGCCACCUUCUGUUCAUU
This is a messenger RNA of Echinops telfairi (small Madagascar hedgehog), 1054 nucleotides long. It is a transcript of the gene TAGLN3, whose product is annotated as transgelin 3. NCBI's taxonomy places the organism in Eukaryota, Metazoa, Chordata, Mammalia, Afrosoricida, Tenrecidae. The record is from RefSeq and is a predicted model, not a curated record. Gene Ontology annotation, molecular function: protein binding. The coding region runs from base 271 to 870 and encodes 199 amino acids. The transcript is spliced from 4 exons.